AUGUCAUCGCCCGUCAGCAACUGCCCACACUUGGAAUCAGUUGGUGAAAUAACAAAAGAGGAAUUGAUACAGAAAUCUCAUGGCACUUGUCAGGACUGUAAAGUCAGAGGACCCAACCUUUGGGCAUGCUUGGAGAACAGAUGUACAUAUGUUGGCUGUGGUGAAUCCCAUGUUGAUCACAGUACCACCCAUUCCCAGGAGACAAAACACUGUCUAACUGUCAACCUUACUACACUUCGUGUUUGGUGUUAUGCCUGUAGUAAGGAAGUAUUCCUGGAUAGAAAAUUAGGAUCUCAUUCUCCACUACCAAAUGCAAGACUGUCUCACCAAGCACAAGAAAAUAGUGUGCAGGAUUUUAAAAUACCUAGUAAUCCCACUCUGAAGACUCCGCUAGCAGCUGUAUUCGAUGACUUAGAUAUAGAAGUGGAAGAAGAUGAGUUAAAGACUAGAGGUCUAACAGGAUUAAAAAAUAUUGGAAACACUUGUUACAUGAAUGCAGCUUUACAAGCUCUUUCCAACUGCCCACCUUUGACACACUUUUUUCUUGACUGUGGAGGCUUAGCCCGAACAGAUAAGAAACCAGCAAUUUGUAAAAGUUACCUCAAGCUGAUGACAGAACUCUGGCACAAAAGCAGGCCUGGUUCCGUUGUUCCUACUGGUUUAUUUCAAGGUAUUAAAACUGUUAAUCCAACAUUUCGAGGCUACUCUCAACAGGAUGCACAAGAAUUUUUGCGUUGUCUAAUGGAUCUGCUUCAUGAAGAACUUAAAGAACCAGUUGUAGAAGUGGAAGAUGCCCAGCCUAUGAGUGUUGAAGAAAGUAUGGAAGAAGACAAGAGCCAGUCAGAUGUAGGCUUUCAGCCUUGUGAAUCCUGUGGUACCUGUGAUAAAACAGAAAAUGAUGCUAUUUUCAAACCUGUCUUAGAGGAUCCUGCAGAGACAACCAUGUUAAUUCAGGAUGAUGAUAACAACUCAGUCACUUCCAAAGAUUGGCAGAAAGAAAAAAUAUCAAGCAACAAGCUUAAACGAGCAAAUUCUAUGGAAGACUUGGAAAAAGACACAAACACUGCUACAGAGACCACUGAAUUUUUGAAUAAUCAAGGAACUGUCAAAGUACAGAUACACAGCAGGUUCUCAGAGUACAUUAGUGAUGUCCAUAUGAAUGAGGUAUCUGCAGCCCAAACCCCAUCAUCAAAUGAAGGGAUGAAUGCACGCUUAUCAAACAGUCCUCCAAAAUCAUUCUCAUCGUGCUCUUCACUGGCACUAGUCCACAAAAAAGUUUCGACUGUAUCAUCACCAAAAAGGAAGAAGCGCAAGAAGUACAGGAGUGUUAUCUCGGAUAUAUUUGAUGGGACUAUUAUAAGCUCAGUGCAGUGCUUGACUUGUGAUCGACUGUCUGUAACCCUGGAGACCUUUCAGGAUCUGUCCUUGCCUAUUCCAGGUAAGGAAGAUCUUGCUAAACUCCAUUCUGCAAGUCAUCAGACAUCUCUAGUCAAAGCAGGAUCAUGUGGAGAAACAUAUGCCCCCCAGGGAUGGAUAGCUUUUUUUAUGGAAUAUUUCAAAAGGUUUGUUGUCUCAUGUGUUCCUAGCUGGUUUUGGGGUCCAGUUGUAACCUUACAAGAUUGUCUUGCUGCCUUUUUCGCCAGAGAUGAGCUCAAGGGUGAUAAUAUGUACAGCUGUGGAAGGUGCAAAAAGUUAAGAAAUGGAGUGAAAUUCUGCAAAGUGCAAAAAUUUCCUGAGAUAUUGUGCAUUCAUCUCAAAAGAUUUAGACAUGAACUUAUGUUUUCCACAAAAAUUGGGACCCAUGUGUCCUUUCCUUUGGAAGGCCUUGAUCUUCAGCCUUUCCUUGCGAAGGACAGUCCAGCUCAAAUAGUGACUUAUGAUCUCCUGUCUGUCAUCUGCCAUCAUGGAACUGCCAGCAGUGGACAUUAUAUAGCUUAUUGUCGCAACAAUUUAAAUAAUUUGUGGUAUGAAUUUGAUGACCAGAGUGUCACAGAAGUAUCAGAAUCCACAGUUCAAAAUGCAGAAGCCUAUGUUCUCUUCUACAGAAAGAGCAGUGAAGAAGCACAGAGAGAGAGACGGAGGAUAUCGGGUCUACUGAAUAUGAUGGAACCAAGUCUUCUGCAGUUCUAUGUUUCCAGACAGUGGUUAAAUAAAUUCAAGACUUUUGCGGAGCCAGGACCAAUUUCAAAUAAUGACUUUCUCUGUGUGCAUGGAGGUGUUCCUCCACACAAAGCUAACUUCAUAGAAGACCUAGUUGUAAUGCUACCUCAAAAUAUAUGGGACAAUCUGUAUAGCAGGUAUGGAGGAGGACCAGCUGUUAACCAUCUGUAUGUUUGUCACACCUGCCAAAUAGAGUCUGAAAGAACUGAAAAAAGAAGGAAAAAUGAAUUGGAAAUGUUUAUUCGGCUUAAUAGAGCAUUCCAAGAAGAAGAAUCUCCAUCAACGUUUUACUGCAUCAGUAUGCAAUGGUUCAGAGAAUGGGAAGGAUUUGUAAAGGGUAAAGACAGUGAUCCUCCUGGUCCUAUUGAUAACGCUAAGAUUGCAGUAACAAAAUAUGGGAAUGCUGUGCUAAAACAAGGUGCAGAUUCUGGACAAAUAUCCGAAGAAACAUGGAAUUUUCUUCAGUCAAUCUAUGGUGGAGGUCCGGAGAUUAUACUCAGACCACCUGUUCCUCCAGUUGAACCUGAUAUCUUGCAAACAGAGGAGAAGAUUGAAUUAGAAACUCAUGGUCUGUAGCUAUUGAGAAAAAGAUGAACUUGUAAGAAAUCCAGCUUCCUUACAAAAUGCCGAAAAUACAUUCCUAAAAGUUUUACUCUUAUGUCUGUUGGAGGCACAGCUCACUGGGCAUUACAUUAACUACAAAAUAGUAAGUUGAAAUAAGUAUUACAAUUUGUUUAAAUAGAGGCUGUUUCUCUGUUUUGGAAGGCAUGUGGUUUGUAUGUUUUGGAGUAUUUGGUUAAUGGAAAAAGACACAAUUUGUGAACUUUUGGUAUAAGUCAAAAUCCUGUUAUAUCCUUAGACUUGAAAAAUGGGGUCAAAUUUUAUAGAUGUUCAGUAACCCUUCUGAUUUCUGAUUGGGCUUCUGAUAUCUACAAACUUUUGCCUGUCUUAAUUGUACAGUCUUGACAAGCCUAGGUAUAUAGGGAGUAUAUUUUAAAUGGAUUACAAUAAAUGACAAAGAAAAAGGAUUUUAAUUUCCUAAAUGCUCAGGAAAAAAAUUCUCACUUAUUUUGCACUGUAAGUAUAUGGAAUAGGCAGUACAUAACAUCCAAAUACUUACUGUAUUUGAAUGGAUCAAACAUUAGUGUAGAUUGAAUAUUGUUUUAGUCAGCAAAUGUCAUAACUUAUUACCUACUAAAUUUUCCAUCUUAUUAUAGUCUUCUGUAACUCUAUAAACCUGACUAGUGUCUUUAAUAGUAUAUAUGACAAAAAGAUUUAGUCUUCUCUAGGGUAAUGUUUGAGAGCAUGAAGUGUGGAAUGUAAAAUUAUUAUGGACAUGAGUGAUAUAAAUUUCAGAAAUUAAGUUGUCUUGUCUCUUGAAUUACAUUCAUAAACAGUUCCAUUUGAAGGAUUUUAUUGUAUUGUUAAAAAUCUUCAUUGGCAUGGUGACCUAUAAUGUCAGAAGCUGGAUAAAAUGUAUAUAUUGCAAAACUUUAUUGAAUGAUUCUGAUUGGAAUGCAGAAUGGCACUUGCUCUUGUUUUUGCCUGAUAUUGUUACCAAAUAAGCAGCAUUAUUCAAGGCUGGGUCAAUAAUAAUAAUAAAAAAAUUAAACUGUG
Antrostomus carolinensis (chuck-will's-widow) is the source of this 3777-nucleotide messenger RNA. RefSeq names its product ubiquitin specific peptidase 33 (gene USP33). Gene Ontology annotation, biological process: protein deubiquitination. Gene Ontology annotation, molecular function: cysteine-type deubiquitinase activity; zinc ion binding. The record is from RefSeq and is a predicted model, not a curated record. Bases 1 to 2736 code for a protein of 911 amino acids. Lineage: Eukaryota; Metazoa; Chordata; Aves; Caprimulgiformes; Caprimulgidae. The transcript is spliced from 23 exons.